This is a messenger RNA of Drosophila virilis, 991 nucleotides long. RefSeq lists its product as uncharacterized. The record is from RefSeq and is a predicted model, not a curated record. NCBI's taxonomy places the organism in Eukaryota, Metazoa, Arthropoda, Insecta, Diptera, Drosophilidae.
AGUGGCAGCGUUGCCAGAUGUUUAAGUAAAACCACGCGAAAUUUGUCAAUAACAAAUAAAUAUGCCGCUGGAGCCCCAACGCUACAAAUACUACAAAACACAACUGAGCGAUUUAUUGCAGAGCGCAACAGCUCUCAUUCGCACCUACUACGACGCAUUAAGCUGCCAAGCACCACAGCUCAAUGUUCAAGCGAACCGCAUUUGGGAGCUCAGUCAACGACAACGUUUAGUCUCUGGAAUCAACGAAGCGGCUGCCGCUACACUGCUCUCAGCUUGCCAUGACGCUUAUCGACCCAUUUACCAGUUCAUAGACCAGCAGCAGAAAACUGUGGCUGAGGUUGCUAUCGUUGUGGCAGAUUUUGAGCGAGAAUGCCAGGCUCUGACAGCAGAGCUAGGACCGGCGGUAGAACUGAAACGAUGUACACUUACCGAAUGGAGCUCUUGGCUAGCACAAGCGCUUAGUGUGCUGCAAACGCAAACCAAAUUUUUGCAGCUGGAUUCACGUUCCCUUCUGCCUACGCUGGUGCAGAGCUCAGCAAUCAAACAGUUCACACAAGAUUUGGAGCUUACAACGCAUUACAAGGCUAAAAUUGUCCUGGGGUUAGCAGAAGCCCUGCGCCGACCAGAACUAUUGCCUUUGAGUUUGGCAACCUGAUGGGCUUCAUCCAAAUACACCAAAUAAUUUAUUAAGAAACAAAAGCGAUUUAUUUGUUUAAGGCUGUCAUCUGCAAUAAAUGAGUUUUUGUUGCCAAUUCUGUCUGGAUUACCUUUAGCAUUUUCAGUAGCUACCGCUUGACCCAAUCACAGGUCACUGAUCACAAAAACACAAAACAAAAACAAAAAAAAAAAAAAAAUCAAUACAACUUUCUUUGAAUUGUUGUUUUAAGCACUGCAAUACUUGAAAUUUAUUAAAACAUUUUUAAUUUGGUGUUGUGUUAUUCUUUCUGUAUGUUUAUGGUUUUUAUAUCAUCCUCUUGCAAGAAAUUGCCAA